AUGAGGUUUUCGUUUGUUGUGUUGCUGCUAUUCUCAGCUUGCAGUAAAAGAAAUCUAAAGUCUGAAGCUCUGAGAUUCAACAACAACAACAAUGCUGCACCUGAGGUUUCUUCCACUCUUCUGCGAGUCCAUCGCAUGUACACAUCCCAUCCUCCCCACGAUGAGAGUCUCUACAACACGCUCCGUGUGAGUCCCAAUGCUACCACUGCCGAAAUACAAAAAUCAUAUCGCAAGCUGUCACGGCAAUGGCAUCCUGAUAAGCAACGGCACAACCACCACGAUGAUGAUGCUCAAGAGCAGCUGGAGAAGGUACAACAUGCUUACGACAUUUUACACAAGGAUGCUACCCGAUUACUCUAUCAUCGGUAUGGAUUGCAAGACGUUUCCACAGCCGUCUUGAUCUUGACGGGAUAUCAAAAUACUCCCAAGGUGCCACCGCAAGAGUAUCUGGAACUUCUGCAGCUCAUGGGAUAUUAUGUUCCAAGAAUGGAUAGUAGAAGAAACAAUGACAGAAACGAUUCACCUCCGCCACCGCGAUCGCUGCAAGAAGUCCGAGAACAACGAGUACGAUUCUUGGCGGCCACCACGGUGGAACGAAUACGGCCACUGGUUGAAGGAACAUUGUCUCCGGAAUUGUUGGUCGAUGCGUUUGCCACGGAAUGCGAUCGCAUCAAGAAAUUACCAUUGGGAUCGCAGAUUAUUCGUUGUGUGGGACGAGCCUAUCGACAUGCAGGACAACAUCAUAUGAAAUUGUUGCAACAACAACAACAGCAACAAGUAGCAGUUCAAAAACACUCCAUGAGAGAUCGAUGGCACGAUGCCAAACACGUGCUCACCGCGGCUGUGGCCAGUGGUCGGGUGGUUUUGAAUGAGAAUUGGUUGCUCAAAGCAACCACACCCAAACUCAAGACGGGGAAUAAACCGUCCAUUGCGUACCAUCAGUGGGAAGACAACCGCAACACUAUUGGUGGUUUGUUGGACAAUGAGGAGAGUAGUAGUGAUGACGAAGAGGAAGCAAUAGAUGCCACACAACUGCAACAACUAGAAGCCAUCAAGGCCAAACAGAUCAUGGUGGAGUUAUCCCAAGUCGAGGCACUCUGGAAAGUACACAAAAUUGGAUUGGAUCGAUCCGUUAGAGAAGCAUGUGCCUGGAUCAUGAGUGGAAGAUACUUUUUCUUUCCCUCCCAUCAGCAACAAUCAUCAUCAUCAUACGACGACCAUGAGUCUCCUGUCGACGGUUGGGUCUCGUCUUCUCCGAAACAACAAUAUGCCAUUGAUUCCAUGACAGCACGAUGGAAAGCUGCAUCCGCAUUGGUGCUCAUUGGGAAUGUCAUGGUGCACUCCUCCAAAGAAGGGACCUCUUGGAUGGAAUAA
Messenger RNA from Seminavis robusta, 1374 nucleotides. NCBI's taxonomy places the organism in Eukaryota, Bacillariophyta, Bacillariophyceae, Naviculales, Naviculaceae. The record is from the annotation of a GenBank genome assembly.